This is a messenger RNA of Salmo salar (Atlantic salmon), 2721 nucleotides long. Lineage: Eukaryota; Metazoa; Chordata; Actinopteri; Salmoniformes; Salmonidae. The record is from RefSeq and is a predicted model, not a curated record.
AGAGGGAAAAGUCAGAGCGCUAUGCUAGAAAAAUGCGGGGCUCGUCCUAAAACCUGACGUCAGCAGGACGAGCUUUAAUAACAUCUCCAGUCCCAGUCCGAGACAGUGGUCCUCGCGGAGGAGAGGACAACUACAAGAAGCAGAAUGCCUGAGACUUGUGCAGCGCAAAAUAUUUUGGUUUUAGAAAAGGAGUAAUUCUGGCUUCAAUGAAUUUAAAAUUCCUAACCAGUGAUGAGCUGGCUCCUGGUGUGGAUUCUUAUAGCAGCUGGGAUUCAAAAGGUUAAAGAAGGGAAGCUACAUGAAGACAACAAACUGUUAAUGUCAUGAUCAGUUGUUGUUGUGAUCCGUGUGGGUUUCAUUACCUUGAGAAUCACCCAUAAAACCAAUUGCCUACUCCCAGACCCAGAAUUCCACUGCCAUGCUGCCCCUAACAGAACCCACAGACCUGGAGCCAUACAACCGGACCCAGUACUGCCACUGGCCCUGUGAGUGCCCCCAGGUCCUCCCCCCCUGCCCCGCAGGAGUGAGCCUGCUCAUGGACGGCUGUGACUGCUGCAAGGCCUGCGCCAGGCAGGUGGGGGAGGAGUGCAACGAGGCAGACACCUGUGACUACCAUAAGGGACUGUACUGCGACUACAGCUCAGACAAGCCGAGGUACGAAAAAGGAGUGUGUGCAUAUAUGGUUGGCACAGGCUGCGAGCAUGAUGGUGUGAUCUACCGGAAUGGGCAGAGCUUCAAGCCCAGCUGUAAAUACCAGUGUCUGUGUGUGAACGGGGCCAUCGGGUGCGUGACCCUGUGUACGGACUCCCAGCCCCCCCGGGUGUGGUGCCAGAACCCGAGGAGGGUCAAGAUCCCCGGACGCUGCUGUGAACAGUGGAUCUGUGAUGAGCCCAAGAAGGGGAGGAAGACUGCUCCAAGACAUGCAGUGGAGGCUCUUCCUGCUGAGGCUCAGGGCCGGAGUAGGAACUGUGUGAUCCAGACCACCUCCUGGAGUAUCUGUUCUAAGACGUGUGGUCGAGGUCUGUCACUGCGCGUCUCCAACGCCAACGAGAGGUGUGAGAUGGUGAAAGAGUCCCGCCUCUGCAACAUACGGCCCUGUGGGGUGGACAUCACCAAGCACAUCAAGCCAGGGAAGAAGUGUCUGAACAUCUACAGAGAAGAACAGCCAAAAAACUUCACAAUCUCGGGCUGUGUCAGUAAGCAGCCUUACUGGCCUAAAUACUGUGGGGUGUGCAUGGCCACAGACGAUCGCUGCUGCAUUCCCUACAAGUCCAAGACCAUCGACGUGGAGUUUGUGUGUUCCAACGGGGCAGUGUUCACAUGGCAGGUCAUGUGGAUCAACGCCUGCUUCUGUAACCUCAGCUGCAGGAACCCCAACAACAUCUUCGCCGAGCUGGAGAAUUACUAUGGUUACCCUGAGAUCGUGAACUGAGACAUUUCAAUAAUUAGCCGUAAGCUUAAUAAGGGCUCUAUUCAGUCUGGAUCGCUGAAGCGUUACAGAUUGCACGAUAUAAAUGUAAAGGUAAUUUUUGAUUGACCCAACAUAUGCAGUGUUAACCGUGAAUGCAGACUUCGCUAACACGAGAACAUUGUCUUUAAAUUUCAAUCACACCGUAACACUGAACUUAGGUGAUACGGAGUAGAGCCCUAAACUUCCAUCUACCUACAUUUUGAUCUUCUUUUCCCUUCCUCAAACGUUUUGUUUUGUCAGAACUUCAGAUUUUUGUUGUUUGUAUACAUAAAGGCAAGUAUUCAAUCCGAGGCGCGUUAUAGUGCAGAGCACCAGACAGUCCGCCGUUUGAAGGCAUUUUCCCGGUGUCCGGGGAGAUGGCAUUCAUGGUAAAUGCUCUGAUUGUCAGCUCAAGCCUAAAUUACCUUCAGUCUGUUAUAGUGUGCUGCGCUAUAUCUUGCAUUGGAUUGAGUCCAUUGGACAUAGUAUUUUUCUUAUAAGGGGAUAUUUAAACUUGAGGAUUUUUUUCAGCAUAGCUUUACGGUCUGUAUAGGGUUGCUUUGGGAAUGAGUGUGAAAUAUUUUAGUUUUAAUUUAUUCAAUACUAAAUGAUUGAAAAAAAUGUUGCCAUACAGGUAUUUCUUUGAAAGUCACAGUGACAAGUUUCACGAAAUCUCGUCCACACUCAUGUAAAGAUUGGUUUGAUCACGUGGCUCUGAAUUGAAUAAUGAGUAAGAGACGGCGUGAGAUGCUACUAUAGAAUGCAUGUACUAUAUAUAGUUAAAUAGCCGUCUGUGGAAGUGUGGUGUCAUUCUUACAAGGUCACAUUCUACUUAUGAUCAUUGCAGUAAUCACAACACCAGGACAAAAAGUUAUAGGUUUUUAUUUAUUAAAUAAAUACAAAACUGUUAUGCCAUAUUUAAUGCUUCUCAUCUACAGCAUUAGGCAGUUGUGCAUCUUUACAAAGCGAUGUAGGCCUGUAUUCUACAAAGCCGGCAAGUGUUGCUGUAGUGCAAGUAAGAGUGGGAGGGUUUUUGAUACGUCCUACAGAUAACUAUCCUCAUAUUACAUUAUGUGGAUCUAUCAGCUUGAUUCUCUCAAAUCCAUCACAAGAAAAUAACUUUAAUAAAUCAGAGAAGGUUUCCAUGGCACAUCUUUGUUCUGCCAUGCUUGAUUGCAUAGAGAACAUUUACAUACACAAAAAAAAUAUCCAAAAUAAAAACUUUUGCCUGAAGCCAUGAUCUGUUAAUAAAGCAAUAGGAUGCAAAGCUG